This is a messenger RNA of Medicago truncatula (barrel medic), 255 nucleotides long. The record is from the annotation of a RefSeq genome assembly. Lineage: Eukaryota; Viridiplantae; Streptophyta; Magnoliopsida; Fabales; Fabaceae.
AUCCAAUGUAGAUCCAACUUUCUAUUCACUCGUGGGAUCCGGGCGGUCCAGGGGGGACCAUCAUGGCUCCUCUCCUCUCGAGAAUUCAUACAUCCCUUAUCAGUAUAUGGACAGCUAUCUCUCGAGCACAGGUUUAGGUUUGGCCUCAAUAGAAAAAGAAAAACGGAGCACCUAACAACGUAUCUUCACAGACCAAGAACUACGAGAUCACCUCUUUCAUUCUGGGGUGACGGCGGGAUCGUACCAUUCUCUUGA